Messenger RNA from Nilaparvata lugens (brown planthopper), 961 nucleotides. RefSeq lists its product as uncharacterized. Lineage: Eukaryota; Metazoa; Arthropoda; Insecta; Hemiptera; Delphacidae. The record is from RefSeq and is a predicted model, not a curated record. The coding region runs from base 83 to 733 and encodes 216 amino acids. The transcript has 6 exons.
UCAAAGUGAGUUCGAACGCGUGAAAAACCGCGCGCUUAAGCUGCCAAUCACGUCGGAAGAGUUGGUAGCACUGGGUGAGUUCAUGUCGUACGUGCAGACUCGCUGGAUGCGUGACAGGAGCACGCAAAUAGUCUCGCUUUCACGCUACUACUGGCAAAUACUCGAGUACUUCGCCAUGCCACACCACGACUAUUGCCAGUCAUUGACUGAUUGGUACAUCUGGUAUCUGGAGAUGUUUCCUAUUUUUCAGCAGUUUGCUACUCUAUACGAGCAGACUAAAUUCGAUUUUGAUGAGAAAAUUCGCGACACAAUGGGUUUGAUUGAAGACAAGAGGCUGGAGCUGGUUGAUAAAAUACCACUUCUGAACAAUUUGAAUGAUGUUAGCAAGAUCAGUUCUUAUAAACAGUUUGUCAAGAGAUAUCUUCGCGAUAUUGAGUUUAUCACGGCAAAAAUGGAUUGGGUUAACAACGAGGAGAAAAUAUUCAACCGGACACUGACGAAAUUUGGGAUGGUGGAAGAUUUGAAUAAUAUUCUAUUGCCGUUUUGCAAGCUUAUUUUCAAAGUCUAUUCAUGGUACCAGAAGCAAAAGACUUGGUUCAACAACAGCUUUGAUCUAUUGGUCACUGAAGAAGUAGAAACUACUUUUGAUCGCUACUACAACUCUCUUUCGCAGGGACUUGCUCGAAAUGUCGAAAGACCUGAAGAUCUUGUGUCGAAGCCUGGAAAAAGAUGAUCUGAAGUAUGGAGUAUUCACAGGAUAUGUUGAUGCAGAGCAUGAACAUCAGUUGCCAGCGCCUCUCAUACUUUGUCACACCACAUUGCAUGAUUUGAAAGAAUUUCAGCCGAUACUUCAGUUAGUAACAGUUAUUUGCAACAAAGAUCUGUUGGAAAAGACACUGGAAUGAAAUGUCCGAUAUAGUAGGCCAAGAUUUGACGCCAAAUGCUGGAAUGACUCUACUCA